UCAGGAAUAUCGAUACAAUUCAAUCGAUCAGUAAGGUGCACUCGUUUGGGCCCUGUUCUUGGCUUUUGAUAAUAUUGUAAUGGUUAGGGUUACAUUACAAUUUCUUAUUACAACCAUGCAACGCUACAUUAUAUGUAAUUUAAACGGUCAGCUAAAACGGUGGGUGACCCAUGUAAUAGUUUGGCCUAGUGCAUUCGAUGAGAUGAUUUUUGUCGUGUGGAUAUAGACACGUAAAAUAUACUGUAGAAAUUAUAUUCCUAUGGGAUAUUUGUUGUUUUAAAACAGUCCAUCAACAUGAGCCGUUUAACAUUGCCUCGUUCUGUUGUUCAAGGUAGGCGUCUGAGAACGCCAGUGGAAAGAGGGAAUGUGGGGAUGAGGGGGGUGGUUUGAAGGUUGGUGGAGAGAGAGGAGGAGGGGGUCGAUGUGGUGGGGGUGGGAAGCAGAAAAAAAAUCGCCUGUGACUGUACCGGCGGAGCUAGCCAGCUUUAGCUGUAGCACACAUCAACCGUACAUGACAUGAGCCGGAUUUCAAGCUGAAAAUAAGAGGAAAAGGUGAGAUAUAGCUACAUUAUCGUAUAACAGAAUUAGAGAGUGAACCGGAGAGCGAACGAACUACGAUUAUCCACGGGGACACGAGCCUUUUUUUAACCCCCGUCCCUUGGGUUCCGUUUGUUGUGUUUGUGUGGUGGACUACAACUUGAGCAGCAAAACAUUUUUUACAAGAGCACAUUAUCGAACAAUAACAUUUCAUUUUUGAAUGCGAAGGGAAAAUGAGCUCAUAUUUUGUUAACCCCCUUUUUUCAAAGUACAAAGGCAGCGAAACACUGGAACCAACUUACUACGACUGCCGGUUCCCCCAAAGCGUCACCCGAAGUCAUGCGCUGAUGUACGGAACCGGAGCGGCUGCGCCGGGCUUUCAACACCCGUCUCAUCACGUCCAAGACUUUUUUCAUCACGGGACAUCGGGAAUAUCUAGCCCUGGAUACCAACAAAACCCAUGUGCUUUAGCUUGCCAUGGAGAUGCCACUAAAUUUUAUGGAUACGAAACCCUUCCGAGGCAAUCGCUUUAUGGUACCCAGCAAGAGGCAAGCGUAGCGCAAUACCCAGACUGUAAAUCGUCCAAUGGAACUAACCCCGGAGAAGUACAAGGCCACCUAAAUCAAAAUCCGUCUCCCGGUCUUAUGUUCCCUUGGAUGAGACCCCAUGCCCCAGGAAGGCGCAGUGGACGGCAGACCUACAGUCGAUAUCAAACGCUUGAACUGGAAAAAGAGUUCCUUUUCAACCCUUACCUGACACGCAAGCGGCGGAUCGAGGUUUCCCAUGCAUUAGGCCUGACAGAGAGACAGGUGAAGAUUUGGUUUCAAAACAGACGAAUGAAAUGGAAAAAAGAGAACAACAAAGACAAAUUCCCGGGCCAAAGAGGAGAUGCCGAUGUUGAGGCCGAGGCUGAGGAGGAAUGCAACGAGGACGGUGAAAAGGAUGAGGGGGAUAAGAAGGAAACGGAAGACAAAGAUGAAACUAAAGAGUGAUUUUGUUGCUUGGCCUUUUUAUGGUUAUAUUGCUUAAAAGGCAGAGAGAGAAAGGGGGAGAGAUACAGAGCUCUAAGUGAGAGAGAGCGCAUAAACUUUAUGGCCACCGCUUUAAGUCAACAAGUGAAGAAAAUCCUAUAGACAUGAUUGUCAAACCACUUCCCUUCAUAAUGCACUCCCAAGAUGCGUCUAAAAUGUGCAGGUUCUUAUUAUUAUGCAACCUCCUCUCAAUUGGCAAUCUCCAGUGUAAGCUCUGUUUCAAUAUGUUUCUUUUUUAUACUAAUAACUGUGCUCCUCAGAGGCCCAAUUUUAUACAGAACAAAACUUCAAUCCGCUACAGUAUGCUUUUAAAGGCUUAAUUCACAUUCAGUAACCUGAUGGAUAUUAAUAACUUACUAUUUAUGCCGAUAUCUUUGCUCAGUUAUUUUUCUUGUCUGAAUUACGAUCACACGUUAUCCUACAGAGUUAGAAGCUUCAGAUAGCUCUGAUAACAUGACCGGGCCUAUUUCAAUAACGACCAAUUCGAAUGAUACUCCUAAAUUUUAAAUGUUCGGCGUCUCCACAUCGAGAUUCAUAUAUCAAUACAUCAGGUUUAUUUCAAUAUAUCAUGAUUGUGUUCAACACCUUGCAACUUUCUAUUUUUGCCCUUUAUAGCCCUUGUGGUACCAGUGGCGUGGUAAAUUAGGCCUAACAUAUUUAUUUUCGUGAGUUACGUGCUUAGUUAAUUUUGGUAUCUUCAUUUCUGUUUUAUCAAAGUAUUAUUUGUUGUGUGGGUUCGUGGGAG
Anguilla anguilla (European eel) is the source of this 2313-nucleotide messenger RNA. RefSeq names its product homeobox protein Hox-C8a. The record is from RefSeq and is a predicted model, not a curated record. The transcript has 2 exons. Lineage: Eukaryota; Metazoa; Chordata; Actinopteri; Anguilliformes; Anguillidae. Gene Ontology annotation, biological process: regulation of transcription by RNA polymerase II. Gene Ontology annotation, cellular component: nucleus. The coding region runs from base 771 to 1529 and encodes 252 amino acids. Gene Ontology annotation, molecular function: DNA-binding transcription factor activity, RNA polymerase II-specific; RNA polymerase II transcription regulatory region sequence-specific DNA binding.